CAGGCUGCUAGCGAUCCGGAUUUGGCCGUUAUCAUCGGGUGGAAACGGAGAUGUAGAUGGCGUGCCUGGCUCAGUUCGAAAACAGAAGUUGAUCGUUCGAAAUCGCGAGAGCCGUGAGUCGAGCUGGGAAUGGAGACAUUUUAUCACAGCCCGACUAUACCGAUUAUCACCGUCCAUCUCUCCUUUUACCCGUCCCCAGGCGCACUCUUCCGCCUGCCCUCUAUAUAUACCCACCAUGACUCGUCCCCUCGCCCUCGCCCCGGUCCUCCGUUCACUAGAUAACACUCCUUCCCACCGUCUCGCCUUAUCACAGCUCCUUUCACGCCCCCAAGAGAAGGCAGCCUGCACAAGAGCAUAUAACACCACCACCGCCCCUCGCAUUCCCACCACGCUUUCACACCACUCUCGCACAAUGCCCAUCGCUCUUCCCAGCCGCUCGCUUUCUUCGGCCGCAGACAGUCAGCCUAUCAAGGCGAGGUCUGCAUCUCCCCACCCCACUACCACUCCCGAGCAGAAUCUCCUUCGUCUCAAGGCCCACCUCCAGAACCUGCCGACUCCUCUUCUCAAAAAUGUCCACCUCGCCAAAAUCCGACGAAGCGAUCCCAAUGCAUUCUUCUCGCUGAUGCGUGACGAGCUCAUCGACUACGCUCCCAUCGUCUACACUCCCACUGUCGGCGAGGUUUGCCAGAAGUAUUCUCAAAUCUACGAUGGACCCGAAGGCUUGUACCUCAGUAUCGAAGACAAGGACCGCAUCCCCGAGAUCCUCCGUGAAUACGCCUCAAACCUCUCCAACACGCCCCAAAUCCUCGUGGUUACCGAUGGUUCUCGUAUCCUUGGACUGGGAGAUCUCGGAAUCGGAGGAAUGGGAAUCAGUGUCGGAAAGCUAAACUUGUAUGUUGCUGGUGGUGGUGUGAAUCCGCAUGGCUGUCUGCCUGUCGUCCUCGACAUGGGCACAAAUACAGAGUCCAUCCGAGAUGACCCACUGUAUAUUGGUCUCCGACGCCCUCGUGCCACCCUCGAGGAAGCUACCGAGUUCAUGGACGCCUUCAUGGCUGCCGCUUCCGAGGCGUUCCCCAAGGCUGUCAUUCAACAUGAGGACUUUUACUCUGAAGCCGCUUUCGGCUUCCUGGAAAGGUACAAGGAGGACUACCGAAUGUUCAACGAUGACAUUGAGGGUACCGGCUCUGUCAUUCUCGCUGGGUUCCUGGCCGCUGCCAAGCAGGCUAGUGAGGCUUCCGGCAAAUCCUUGAAGGACCACAGGAUCGUCUUCCUGGGUGGUGGUUCUGCUGCUGUUGGUGUCGCCAAAGAGAUGAUGAACUUUUUCAGGAUGCAAGGAUUGACCGAGGAUGAGGCCAGAGAAAGGUUCUGGCUCAUCGACACCAAGGGUCUCAUCACCUCUACCCGCCCCGACGUCGUCUCUGGCAAGGUCGCUUCCCACAAGAAGUACUUUAUCCGAAACGACACUGAAGGCAAAGAGUACCCGUCCCUCGAGUCCGUCAUCGAGUACGUCAAGCCCACCGCCCUCGUCGGUCUCUCCACCACCUUUGGCGCCUUCUCCGAGCCCGCCGUCCGCCGCAUGGCCGAGCUCAACGAAACACCCAUCAUCUUCCCUCUCUCCAACCCCACCAGCAAGUGCGAGCUUUCCUUCUCUGACGCCCUCGAAUGGACCGACGGCAGGGUGCUCUUUGCUUCUGGGUCUCCUUACCCCUCGCAAGAGUUUGGCGGCAAGUUCCGUGAGCCUGGACAGGGAAACAACUUCCUCGUCUUCCCUGGUAUUGGCUUUGGUGCCCUCCAGGCUGGGGCUACGAGGAUCACGAAUGGCAUGAUCACUGCCUCUGCCAUCUCGCUCUCCGAGGCGCUCAAUGCCGAGGAGAAGGCGAGAGGGUUGCUCUACCCCAGGCUCGACAGGAUCAGGGAAGUCAGCGCGAGGGUUUCCGCAGGUGUUGUCAAGCGAGCACAGGAGGAUGGCGUUGACACCAACACUGAGUUGAGAGGUCUGGAUAUUGACGCUCUCACGGAAAAGAUGAAGAGUGCUCAGUGGUGGCCCCGAAUGUAGCUUACCAUGUUGACUCUGGAUGUGUAAAAAAAGCCCAGCCAUAACACCUAUGGAGGCUUCUGGUUGCCAGACCGGUUUACGAUAAUUCAUGUAUAACGUACACUAUCACUGUGAAGCCGAUGAUAGACCACUGGCAAGCAACAACUGAACAAGCCUUUCUUGAACCACUGUCAUGCCCUUACACUAUACUCGUCUCGCACGCCAGGCUUUAUAAUUUGACGCAGCACAUCGCUAGCGCUAGAUAUUAUACAUGCUC
Molecule: messenger RNA, 2312 nt
Organism: Cryptococcus amylolentus CBS 6039
Lineage: Eukaryota; Fungi; Basidiomycota; Tremellomycetes; Tremellales; Cryptococcaceae
Exons: 9
Coding region: 236-2056 (606 amino acids)
Biological process (GO): pyruvate metabolic process; malate metabolic process
Cellular component (GO): mitochondrion
Molecular function (GO): malate dehydrogenase (decarboxylating) (NAD+) activity; NAD binding
Source: RefSeq, a predicted model, not a curated record